UCCAUUUCUAAUUCUACUUCUUCUACUACCCAAAAACUAAAAACCUUCCAAAAUCUUCCUCCUUCUUUUCUUCCUCCAAAAUAAUAAUAAAAAAAUAACAAAAAAAGCUUCUAUAAAAAAAUCCAUGACUGAGUCGUUCACCGAGUUGAUCCCGGGUUUACCCGACGACCUCGCUCUCGAGUGCUUGACUCGCCUCCACUUCUCCACUCACCGAGUCGCCGCCCGAGUCAGCCGCCGCUGGCGCCGCCUCUUCCAGAGCCGCGACUUCUACUACCACCGGAAGCUCACCGGCCACACCCGCAAAGUCGCCUGUCUGGUCCAGCUCCUCCCGGCACAGGCCGAGGCCCAGGCGCAAUCCGGCCCGGAUCGGCCCAAGCCGACUUCCCCGCCGGCCUACGGUGUAUCGAUUUUUGAUCCGGUGAGUGGGUUAUGGAGCAGGGUCGACCCGGUCCCGAAGUACCCGGAUGGGCUGCCGCUGUUCUGCCAGGUGGCGAGCUCUGAGGGGAAGCUGGUCGUGAUGGGCGGGUGGGACCCGACGAGCUACGAUCCGGUGAGGGACGUGUUCGUGUACGACUUCACGACGCUGACGUGGUGGCAGGGGAGGGACAUGCCGGAGGCGAGGUCGUUCUUCGCCGCCGGGGAAAUCUCCGGCCGGGUGUUCGUCGCCGGCGGGCACGACGAGAGCAAGAACGCGCUGAGCUCGGCGUGGGCCUACGACGUGGCGGCGGACGAGUGGGCCCCGCUUCCCCGGAUGAGCCAGGAGCGGGACGAGUGCGAGGGACUCGUGGUCAGGUCGGAGUUCUGGGUCGUGAGCGGGUACCGGACAGAGACCCAGGGCGGGUUCGAGGCGAGCGCGGAGCAGUACGACGCCGAUGCCGGAGAGUGGCGGCGCGUGGAGGACGCGUGGGGGGCAAGCCGCUGCCCGAGGUCAAAUGUCGGGGUGGGGAAGGACGGGAGGCUGUUUUGCUGGGCGGAUUCCGACUUGGCGGUGAGGGUCGGGUCGUGCGGAAUCAAAUUGGGCGGUCGGACGUAUGUAUCCGGGUCGGGUUGCCAAGGCGGGUCGCAGGAGUUCUUCAUGGUGGAAGGGCAGAGUGGUAAAUUGAGGAGGAUUGAGGUUCCUGAUGAGUUCGUGGGGUUUGUACAAUCAGGCUGCUGUGUCGAGGUUUAAAGUGCUUAGACAGUUUUGAGUUCUAUAGAACACAUGUGAAGAUAUGGAGUUUCUACGUGUGCUUGUUUUCCCAUAUCACGAGAAUAUGUGUUGCUGAUCCAUGUGUUAUCUAGAGUGAGAAUUUUCAAUUUCGUCUGUAAUGUGAGUAAUAUCUGUAAAUUGCAUAUAAAAAAAUUUUGGAGCCUCUUUGUUAUGAUUUCAAAGGUUCAAAGUUUCAUUUGCC
Messenger RNA from Morus notabilis, 1391 nucleotides. RefSeq names its product F-box/kelch-repeat protein At1g15670. The transcript has a single exon. Gene Ontology annotation, biological process: negative regulation of cytokinin-activated signaling pathway; regulation of phenylpropanoid metabolic process. NCBI's taxonomy places the organism in Eukaryota, Viridiplantae, Streptophyta, Magnoliopsida, Rosales, Moraceae. Bases 125 to 1168 code for a protein of 347 amino acids. Gene Ontology annotation, molecular function: protein binding. The record is from RefSeq and is a predicted model, not a curated record.